AUGGGGCAUGUGAAAGAAGAAAUGUCCCCGCGGCGAGAGGAUACCGCCGUGGAGAGUCCAAUGAUGCUUCCUACGGAGCAGCACAGCCGGGUCAUACAGCCUUUUCACGCCCACAUUCUCUUUCUGGAGGAUGCCUUUUUUAGCGCUGAACAGCAGAAACUGGAGAUGUUUGACUUGGGGUGUGCCUUUCUGGUGCCGGUCGACAUUUCACGCUCUCUCACACCGGAGCAGAUGGAGGGGGCGGAGCAGCGUUUGCAACUACUUUUACGUUCCUUUGAGAGGGCCUGCCAGGAUGAACUCGCAACUCUCCGAGAAGAAGGGGAUGCAUUAAAACAGCGGAUGGCGCACAUCAUUGCGAUGUCCGAAGAAAAGUGGAGAUUGGCUGAGCGCUCCCGUCAGGAUGACUUUAUGGAGAUGUCUGUCGCAUGUCAAAAAGACGUUGCUGCCAUCACCGCAGAGUUGCGGUCGGGGGUACUGAGUUGCCUCCAAGACAGCCGAAUGAGUGCAGUACUGGAAGAGGCCCUGAACGUCAAGAUCAAUGAGCUGCGGGUGAUGCAAGGACAACUGGAGGAUCUCACGGAGUUGCGAUUAAAGGAGUUCACGGAGCACCAAAAGCUCCUGCAAGCGGAACGGGAAAGGCACCGAGAACGUUUUUUGGUACUACAGGAGGAGACCACACGAACAGUUAACUCGUUGACGGCGGACAUUGAGCGGCAGCUGCGCCAGCAUUUGCGAGAGAUUAGGGAGGUGCAGCGGCAACACACUGUUCAGGUGAAAGACUUGGAGAGGCAACUGCAAGAAGAGAGGGAAGCCCACGCCACUGAGUCGCAGAAGCACACAGAGGAGUUGGAUCAAAUCCAAGCAACGGUGAAAAAAUUAGAGGAGGAUAAAACGCGGCUCAUGCAGGAGUUAGGUGAGCAGCAUUCACAAGUCGAGGAGUGGCGUAGGCGCUACAAUGAGCGGGAUUCGCUGGCCAAGUUGGAACGGAUAGAGCACCAGGCGCGUUUUGAUGAGCUGCAUGUCGAGGAGGCACAGACGUUUCGCAAACAAUUGGUUGACAGUGUGCGCCGCAGUGCCUCUUUAUCAUUUGAUCGCCCAAAUUCUAACGGAAAAUCAUUGUCGAGGAGUAGUGCUCCCCAUUCAUUUCUCAUGACGAGCGAGAGUAAUGUGCAGGGCCGUCAUUCAACCGGGGCCGCUGAGGGAUCCAUUCAUUCACUGCACUCUCAUGAGAAACUCACGGCCGUAUUGUCCCCAGGGUCUUCUGAGGGUUCUGCUAACCCGUAUGCCAACAUAUCGCUUCACAAUCCAACGUCAAGUUAUGUCAGGCUUAUGAACUUGUCUGAGCAAUUGAAAAAACAUAUUGAAUUCAACUGA
Trypanosoma cruzi is the source of this 1374-nucleotide messenger RNA. RefSeq lists its product as uncharacterized. NCBI's taxonomy places the organism in Eukaryota, Euglenozoa, Kinetoplastea, Trypanosomatida, Trypanosomatidae. The coding region runs from base 1 to 1374 and encodes 457 amino acids. The transcript has a single exon. The record is from RefSeq and is a predicted model, not a curated record.